AUGAGCGACAGCGGCGGAGCAGGGGGCAGCGUGUUCCCUUCCAACUGGUCGUCCCUGCUCUCGUUCAUUACGUCCUCGAGAAGGAACGCCAAUCACAACGCGAAUCACAACACCAAUCACAAGAAGAAGAUCUCCACGACCAAAUCACAAUCGGCUGUGGAUCAAGCGCCUCUGCCCAGCCUCUACAACAGUGAAGCGGACAAGGACAAGCUCAUUUUGUUGGGGAAUGGAAUGAGCCAGCCCUCACGAGCGGUUAUGUGGUUCCUGGAGGUGAAUCGCAUCCCUUACGAGUUUCGAUUGGUGCGCAUCAUGAAGGGCCAGCACCUCUCCGACCAGUACGCCACCAUCAACCCCAUGCGCAAGGUGCCGGUUAUCAUCGAUCACGGCGAUGUCGUCUUCGAGAGUCACACGAUCCUGCGCUACCUCUCCCAAAAGUACAACACGCCCGACCACUGGUACCCUCGAUCCGACCUCCUCAAACGGACCCGAAUCGACUCCUACCUCGACUGGCACCACCUGGGCUUCCGGAAGGCGGUGGUGGCCUACAUUUUUGCCAAGUCCCUGGGUCGACCCUACGACGCCAAGGCCGUCGCCCGAACGGCGAAGGAGGUUCAAAAAGCGAUGGACAUCCUCAACGACGUGUGGCUGAUGAACGGCAAGAAGUACCUCAUGGGCGAGGAGGUCUCCAUAGCCGAUCUCUCCUGCGUGUGCGAACUCAUGCAGUUGCGCAUGGUGGACUCGGACUUGGGCAACCGACCGCAGCUGCAGGCCUACGUGGAGCGAAUGGCGGCGUGGCCGGGCUUUGAGAAGGUGCACAAGCUCUUCUUCCAGUUCGUGAAGAUGAAGAAGCUCGACGACUACUACUAUCAACACCACGAUCACGACGACAUUAAAAAAGCCAAACUAUAA
Acanthamoeba castellanii str. Neff is the source of this 909-nucleotide messenger RNA. Its product is annotated as glutathione Stransferase, C-terminal domain containing protein. The transcript has 7 exons. Gene Ontology annotation, molecular function: glutathione transferase activity. Gene Ontology annotation, biological process: glutathione metabolic process. Lineage: Eukaryota; Discosea; Longamoebia; Acanthamoebidae. The record is from RefSeq and is a predicted model, not a curated record. Bases 1 to 909 code for a protein of 302 amino acids. Gene Ontology annotation, cellular component: cytoplasm.